AUGCUGCGCUUCUUCGGCGCGGAUGUGAUGGAGCUCGAGGACACGCUGUGUCCGGCUCCCGGCGCGCCGGAGGGGGCCAUCGCCAAGGCGAUGGAGAUCGGCGACCGGCCCGAUUUCCACAUGCUGAACCAGUACACCAACGAGGCGAAUCCGGAGGCGCACUACAAGACCACCGGUCCCGAGAUCUGGCGCCAGACGGAGGGCGGGGUGACGCACUUCGUGGCCGGUCUCGGCACGUGCGGCACCAUUACCGGCACGGGACGGUUUCUCAAGGCGCAGCGUCCAGCCGUUCAGGUGCUCGGCGUGCACCCCAGCGAGGGACAUGACAUCCCCGGCGUGCGCAGCCUCCGCCAACUGCAACAGACGAAGCUGUUCUUUCCGGAUGAAUACGACGGGCUGAUCGAAGUGCAGAACCAGGCGGCGUUCGAGCUCUGCCUGCGGCUGAACCGCGAGGAAAGCAUCGUCGCGGGACCCAGCUCGGCGAUGGCCCUGCAGGGCGCGUUCGAGCUGGUGCCGGACGAGCCGGGCAAUCUGGCGGUGGUGAUCUUCCCGGACAGCGCCUUCAAGUACGCGUCGUCGGUGGUGAAGCAUCUGCCGGGGCUCAAGGCGCAGGCGCCGCAGGCGGCAAAGCCCGCCCGCGACCCGCUGCUCGAGGUGAUGCGGGAGAACGUACGGGGCAAUGGCGACCUGACAAUAGACGUCGACGCCGCCCACGCGCUGCUGCAGAACGGCAAACCGUUCAUCGUGGACGUCCGCCCGCGGGAGCAGUACCGCGAGGCGCACCUGCCGGGCGCGGUCAACAUGCCGCUCGCGGAGCUGCGCGACGGCCGGGCGCAUGGCGCGCUGCCGGCCGAUCCCGGCGCCCCCAUUCUCAGCGUCUGUCAGCGCGGCAACGCGUCGCUGUCGGGGCUGCUGUUUCUCAAGUCGCUCGGCUACCGCAACGUGCGGAGCAUGACGGGCGGCACACUGGCGUGGCGGGAGAAGGGGUAUCCCGUCGAUGCGGAACCUGGCGCGGAGUAG
Geodia barretti is the source of this 1020-nucleotide messenger RNA. The record is from the annotation of a GenBank genome assembly. Lineage: Eukaryota; Metazoa; Porifera; Demospongiae; Tetractinellida; Geodiidae.